Molecule: messenger RNA, 3951 nt
Organism: Bursaphelenchus xylophilus (pine wood nematode)
Lineage: Eukaryota; Metazoa; Nematoda; Chromadorea; Rhabditida; Aphelenchoididae
Source: the annotation of a GenBank genome assembly
AUGGCAUCCGGACGUGGGACUCGUCUUCGUUUCUCCGUCUUCUUCAUUCUUCUUUUGGCUGUUGUAACUCCUGAGAUCAUAUCAGACUUCGAUGAUGUUGAGAUUCAUUUAGAAGGAGAGGAAUUGGAACGACUCCAGAAUCCAUCACGAUACGAUCGGGAGUCCACUGAUGAUCUGGGCGAGUUCAUGUCCGACUUUUUUGCUGAUUCCGGUGCCCAAUUGGUUGUGGAUCUUGAUCUUUUCCGAGAUUUGUGGAGAGAACUCAAGAACUACGAAGAUUCUGCCAAAGAGGGGGAUGUGGAUUAUGUUCAACAAGCCAUCGAUUUCAUGGCCCCUCUUCAAGCAUACGACGUCUCCGCUCCUUGUUUGGCUGACCUCAGUCAUUUCCUUUGGACUACAUACAAAUAUGCCCGAACAGCAGCUGAGGCGAGGAAAUGUGAGUCCUGUAAUUGCACCAGGGGAUUCAAAAAUGAGUUCGCUAAAUAUCAAUGGAUUUUCAAUGUCGUGGAUGCGAUGGGAAAAGUGCCUGCAGCUAUUUUCGGAGGGAAUAAUCUGUGGACAGGCUCUUGGUACACAUGUCGGAAGGUCUCCGUUCAAAAGAACCAUCAGGAGUGAGUAAAUUCUGAAUCUUUGUUUUGUUUUACUUCCUUAUUACCCUUUUCCCUUUCAAACCAAAGUUUAUAAGUUAAUUUAAUUAUAUUCCCAGACAAAAAUGGAACGGGCAAUACUGUAUGGCAAGGUUUCAACCUUACAACAAGCAUAAUCCGCUGAAGGCAUUCGUCUCUCAACCGGUCGAUCCUGCCGCUGUAUGUAAGUACGUGGUUUGGAUUAAUUUUAACAUUAAUUUUGGAUUGCUGUCUAUUAGUAAAAGAUGGUUUUUAAUUUAAAAUCAUUGCCGAUUAAUUGUGAAUUUUUAGAAAUAAUAUAACGAAAGGAACGCCUGAGGCAUGGAGUGAGGAGGAUAAGAAAUGUUUCGACCUUUUACCCCUCCUCAAUCUUGGAUUAUGCACCCCAGACACUUGCACUGACUAUGAUGUAAAGAAAAUCAUCCAAUUCAGUAAGAAAAUAAGGAACUCGGACGAUUGGGGAAAACGAAAAGCAUUAUUUUUCUUUGGACAAUCGAGGGUGCUGAUUUCGAAAAUGACGUUCAUUUUUUUUUUGAUCUUUACUUUUUUCCUUAAGUAGCAGUACUGUAAAGUAGUAAUUUUUUGAUUUUUUUAAUAAAUACUGCUUAAGGAAAAAAGUAACUAUCAAAAACAUGAGUGCCAUCAAAUCAGCACCAUCGAAAACCAACUAAUCGAGUAUUUGCGAAAAAAAAUCAAAAAAUUACUACUUUACAGUAUUACUUAAGGAAAAAAGUAAGGAUCAAAAAUUAAUUUCAUUUUCGAAAUCAGCACCAUCGAUUAUCCUAAUUUCGACACUUGCAUCGAAGAGAAAUAAUGCUUUUCGGUUUCCCCAAUCGUCCAACUCCGAGAAAAUAAUCCAAAAAAAAAUAUCUAAUUACAGUAUACCAUGCGGUGGAAGUGUCGAUGGGACAGAGGCUGGUCUGCAAUGUGAAUGUUCAGUGCAGUAAUGCCCGUCCUGAGAGCUCCAUGUGGAAUAACCCGAGUUCAGUGGCCUUUUCGUAAGUUGAUUGAGACUUUGCAUAAGUGUUUCAGUUGUUUAUUGUUAUUUAUUGCAACUUUAAUGGUCUUUGGGACUCUCUACGAUAUCUACGUAGAACGGCCAAAUCAAGAGCAGAUUCUUCGGCGGAUCAAAGAGGAUGAACUCAUCUUCGGGCAUGAACAAAGCAAGGCUCGCGAAGCUUUGAACCGGUCGAAAAGUCAGCCGAUUUUUUUUUAUUUAUUGUAUUUUACCUGUUUGCUAAGUUAUUUUAUUUCAGCUGCUUUUGAAAGCCUUUUACUGAUAUUUUCGAUGACGAAGAACGUGGAAUACAUAAUGGACACGAGGACGGAAAAGGGGCAGAUUACCUGUUUGCACGGAUGCCGCUUUCUGAGUAUGUGCUGGAUCAUCUUCGGCCACACCUAUUACUAUAUUUGCACCAGUCUGACUACUGGUAAGGCUCUUUAUAAUCCUUAUUUUUAUUUUCCAGACAAUCUUCUUCAAACUUUGAAAGAGUUUCCCAAACAAUUCUACAAUCAACUGGUCGUCCAGGCCCCUCUGGCCGUCGAUUCUUUCUUUUUUUUGAGUGGCCUUCUCACGUCGUAUAUUUUUAUUGGUAAAAUACGAAGAGGCCAGGUGAGAAUUGACCUCUGGACCACUUGGUUUGCGUAUUAUAUUAGACGUUACAUCAGACUGACACCUGUUUAUGUGAUGAUUAUGUUGUUGGAGGUGACUAUCUUUGUUUAUAUCUCGGAGGGGCCUUUCUGGAGGCCAAUCGAACCAACUUACUGCAUAAACACAUGGUGGGUCAAUCUGCUGUAUGUCAAUAACUUUUUCAAACAGGAUGAUUCUGCAAGUGUUUUAAAAAUCUUUAAAAUACACUUUAAUAGUUUUGAUGACUAAAAGAAUAUUUUUAUUAAUUUAGUGUAUGGGAUGGACUUGGUACAUGGCGAAUGACUUCCAAUUUUACGUGUUUGCUCCUAUUUUGAUUAUUUUACUUUACAAGUUUAAUGUGGGAGGAGUUCUGGUGGGAGUUAUGGGAUUAAUUAUGUCAUCCUUGAUCACCCUUCUGAUCACUCUGCAAAAAGGAUACCCUCCGGCACCUAUUCUUACCUCCAGAUUGACCAUGUAGGCCUAAUAUUCUCUAAUGGUAUCUUUAGUGUGACUGUUCUGAAUGAUUAUUGGGUUGAUCUUUAUGUGAAACCUUAUACAAGAUGUGGUCCUUAUAUCGUCGGCUGUUUGGUCGGGUACCUUCUGUUGGAGAAGUCAAGGCCGAUGUUUCAACUGAGUCGAGUCAAGUCAAUGGGAUGUUGGGUCUUUUUCUCUUUCUGCGGGAUUUACUCAGUGUUCGGGCUGUUUAAUUACACCAAAACUGGGGAGAUCACCACUUUCUGGUUUAUAUUAUACACUCUGUGCGGCCGACCAGCCUUUGCCCUGUUCUUGGGAUGGAUUGUAUUUGCAUGUGAAACUGGUUAUGCGAGUAAGUGCACUUUAUUAUUUAUGUUUUAUUUUGUAUUUCAGACAAGAUAAAUUCGAUCCUCUCCCAUAAGAUGUUUAUCCCCUUGAGUAAAACCACUUUCUGUGCGUAUCUUAUCCAUCCAGUCCUUUUACAAACUUACUACUUAAGCAGACCUACCGCUUUUCAUUUUACUCACUCUUUCCAAUUAGUAAGUCGAAUAUGAAUUUUGAUCUGAUCUUUGUAGUUGUAUAUGUUCUUUGUUGCUGUUUUUACAUCCUAUUGCGCUGCGUUGAUCUUGGCAUUGGCGUUUGAAGUACCGGUGAAUCACGUGGAUAGGAUAAUAUUUGGGGAUGGAAAGAAGAAACCAAAGGAACCAAACGAUGUCAAAUUAGAGCCCUUAGGGCCGAAGGAAGAAAAUAAAUUGAUAGAAAAUGGAAAAAGUUAGGAAAAAAUAAAUGUUUAUUGUCUGUGAUCUGAAUAAUUAUAGUAGAAAAAUUAACAAGAGAAUUCAGCAAGGUAAUUGUAUUCAAAUAAACAGUGACCCAGAAGUCAAAGCAGGAGCUGGAAUCUCUAAUCCAGAGAAGUUCGAAAUCCGCGAGUCAAGGGAAGAGAGCGCGCGAUGGGAGAAGAAUGCCGCUCCAGAAUUGGGAUCUCCCGACUCGAAGCGAUCGAAUUGGAAGGAGAAACACCAUGGAGCAGUGGAUUCAUGUCUGUUUCUCUAUUUUUCUUCACCUUCUUGGAAUAUCUACUGGCCUCUGGAUAUGGUAUCUGUUCCCCAAAAAUGUAAUGUCAUCAUUUUUUUUAAAUUUUUAUAUACAUAUAUAUUUUCAGCCAUUGAAAAAUACUACCCGAAUAGCGGUGGAGAAGAGAGGAGAAGGGCACAACAAUGA